Molecule: messenger RNA, 2136 nt
Organism: Megachile rotundata (alfalfa leafcutting bee)
Lineage: Eukaryota; Metazoa; Arthropoda; Insecta; Hymenoptera; Megachilidae
Gene: C15
Product: homeobox protein C15
Biological process (GO): animal organ development; regulation of transcription by RNA polymerase II
Cellular component (GO): nucleus
Molecular function (GO): RNA polymerase II cis-regulatory region sequence-specific DNA binding; DNA-binding transcription factor activity, RNA polymerase II-specific
Source: RefSeq, a predicted model, not a curated record
GUCCCAACUCACCACGGAUCCAGUUCCGUACGGGAAACGCUGCCCUUUUUCCAAUUAUAGUACCACGUGAAUCGUUCGCGUCAUCCUUCCGUUUCAGUCCGCGUGUUCGUUGUCAUUUUUCAUUCAGGAAUCGAUUGCGAUAUGUCCAGGGAUUCCAAUCCACCUGGACGUCGAAUUUUGCUCGAUCGCUGUAGCGCCAGUUUCGUUUCGUUGAUCGGGAUUUAAACACCCUUGAUCCUUCGUCACGAACGAUCUAGUUCGAUGUUUUGGGAUCGACAGUGAACAGUGACUAAAUGACAGGCAAAUAAUAGUGUAGUUGGCUCGGUAUGUGAACUUGUGCUACAUGGAUGAGAGGGAAUUAUCGGUGUUUUACGAGUGAGCUUUUUAAAACGUCUAUUAGAGUGAUUAUUUUGGUCAAAAACUUGGACGCUACGGUCGCAACAUGGCCGUCAAAUGGAUCGGAUCCGAUGGACCGAAUGUCGGGUGAAGAUCAUUCAGGACGAACCUUUGUAAACUUAGCAAUCGUCUUAGCAAUCUUUUAUAAUUACUAAUUCGUUAAGAAUUCAGCAGUAGUUAUCGGAAAAUAGGAGGCGCAGGAUGAGCAUUCAAAACGGUUUCCGGUGAACAAGCAACUUGUAUAGUUUCAAAACAGUCGGAAACAAUUAGGAUCAUCCGAAGAAUUAGUUGGAAGAACCAUGUCGGUUCACGGCGACAGCGACGCGGACGCGACGGAGGAGAUCAACGUGGACGAUUCGGAUUCCGGAAGUUGUAGUCCGCACAAUUACGCCCACGACAAUCGUCGUCUACCGCAGGAGCACUCGGAAUGCUCAAAUUCCCCUCCGCCGAGUCAAACGAGCUCGAGAACAUUGCAAAACGAGUCUCCUAGGAGUCACCCGUUCAGUAUAAGUCGUUUACUGGGUGACAAUAGGUCCCAGAACCGGAAGAGCCCCUCCUCCGAGGAUCUGGACAGCGACAAGGAACGCAAAUGGUCUUGGGAAGAGAGCAACAAUAACGUGGGCUCGUCGAUGACCUUGGACGACGGUAGGCGAUCGUGGGGCCACGAAAUCGAAGAGAAACUGUCCGAGAAGGAUGACGACGACACCGGAAGUACCGCUGAAACGCAGACGAACUCUUCGUCGUCGGUUCACUGCACCAGCACGGCGGAUUUGUUGGCGCCGUUCAGACUUUUCCCAGCCGGAUCGGGACUGAUAUACACCGGCGGAGGCGUAAUCAGGGUCCCUGCCCAUCGACCACCCGGUGCUAAUGGGACACCAACGGGUGCUCUGCCCGCACAGGCGUUGAUACCACCAUGGAGUUUACAAGCUCUUCAACAUAGCCAACAGCAAGCGGCGGCGGCUGGUCUUCAUAGGGCCAGCUUGUUGGCGAACCUUGCAGCACAUCCGCUCCAGGGACACCCACACCUGAAGGACAGGUUGGCAGUAGCUGGAGCAUUUCCAAGGAGGAUCGGUCAUCCUUACCAAAACAGGACACCACCGAAGAGAAAGAAACCAAGGACCAGCUUUACCAGGCUGCAAAUCGCCGAGCUGGAGAAACGUUUUCACAAACAGAAAUACUUGGCGUCGGCAGAACGAGCAGCCUUGGCGAAGUCGUUGAAGAUGACGGAUGCUCAAGUGAAAACAUGGUUUCAGAACAGACGAACGAAAUGGAGGAGACAAACGGCUGAAGAAAGGGAGGCUGAAAGGCAAGCAGCGAAUCGGUUAAUGCUGUCCCUUCAAGCCGAAGCUCUUGGAAAGGUAGCUUAUCAUCCAGCAACGGUACCCAGCCAUCCAGCAGGAACCACCGUUUCCAGUUUGGACAGACAGCAACCACCCACGGCCCUAACCCAUCCCGUAGGUCAAUGGACAUCGCCUUAUGGUCCUCCGCAACCCUUGACGGAGCCAAUUUGCUGAACCUUGAUACAAUCGACUCGAAUCGAAAGACUUUUAUCGAACGAUGAGUUCGAUCUACACAAUUUUGUGUCGCGUUUCAAUCAGUUCGACGGGAAAUCGUGAUUGGUCCUUUCGCGUUUAUGUCAGUGAUCUGAGGGAGGAUUAUCCUCCUCGUUUCAGAAUUACAGUGGUGUGAAGGAUGGUUUGGAAGAUUUUUCAUUUUAUGAUAAAUAGAAGAAUAUUUUGG